AUGACCUGGCUGAGGCCCACGCUGGUGCUGGGGUCGCCGCUGGCGUGGCGGAUCGUGGGGUCGGCGGGGUUAUGGGGCGCUGGCCGCGCCUGCAGCUCCACAGCCGCCCCUCAGGGUCUUGAGGGCCCGGCGCGCACGCGCUCCUACUGGCGCUACGUGAGGCGACUGGUGCGGGGCCCGCCGCAGCCGCCCUACGCACACGUGUGUCAAGUGGGGGACCCUGUGCUGCGCGCUGUGGCCGCCCCGGUGGAGCCGGCGCAGCUGGCCGGCCCCGAACUGCAGCGGCUGGUGCAGCGGCUGGUGCAGGUGAUGCGGCGUCAACACUGCGUGGGGCUGAGCGCGCCGCAGCUCGGGGUGCCGCUGCAGGUGCUGGCCCUGGAGCUCCCCGAGGCUGUUCUCCGAAGCUACUCUCCGCGCACGCGCGAGGCCCGCCAGAUGGAACCCUUCCCUCUGCGCGUGUUUGUCAACCCCAGCCUGCGCGUCCUGGACAGUCACCUGGUCACCUUCCCCGAGGGCUGCGAGAGCUUCGCUGGCUUCCUGGCCUGCGUGCCCCGCUUCCAGGCCGUGCAGAUCUCAGGGUUGGACCCAAGGGGAAAGCAUGUGGUAUGGCAAGCAAGUGGAUGGGCAGCUCGCAUCGUCCAGCACGAGAUGGACCAUUUGCAGGGCUGCCUGUUCACUGACAAAAUGGACAGCAAGACGUUGACAAACAUCCACUGGAUGGAAGUGAAUGACUAA
Messenger RNA from Elephantulus edwardii (Cape elephant shrew), 735 nucleotides. It is a transcript of the gene PDF, whose product is annotated as peptide deformylase (mitochondrial). Gene Ontology annotation, molecular function: peptide deformylase activity. The record is from RefSeq and is a predicted model, not a curated record. NCBI's taxonomy places the organism in Eukaryota, Metazoa, Chordata, Mammalia, Macroscelidea, Macroscelididae. The transcript is spliced from 2 exons. Gene Ontology annotation, biological process: N-terminal protein amino acid modification; peptidyl-methionine modification. Bases 1 to 735 code for a protein of 244 amino acids. Gene Ontology annotation, cellular component: mitochondrion.